This is a messenger RNA of Didymodactylos carnosus, 666 nucleotides long. NCBI's taxonomy places the organism in Eukaryota, Metazoa, Rotifera, Eurotatoria, Philodinida, Philodinidae. The record is from the annotation of a GenBank genome assembly.
AUGAUAUUUAAUUUAGACGUCUGGAUAAUUUCAGCUGGUGUUUUAAGUCUUACUUUGGUGAUUAUAUUUUAUUGUGUUUAUCGUUGUUGUUAUCGUGCACGUAAAGAUCCGGACGAUGAUGAACAAUUGCUUGAUGACUCAUCUGAAAAUCAGAUACAAGAACCGACCGUAACAGAGGUGAAUGAACGUUUACAACCACAAGUGGUAGAAUCUCAAACAAUUCAUAAAUAUUAUUCAGAUGGUAGUUAUGAUGCUAGAUUAAAGUUUGGUGUUGCCGGCUAUUUGUAUGAAAAUCGAAUUAAUACAAAGAAAUAUCACAAUGUACGUAAUUGUGCAGAAUGUGAAGUUCUAGCAGCUACAAUGGCACUGAAGCAUGCCAAAAAUAAAAUUCGAAAUACACAAGAUAUCAUGUUUUUGUAUACAGAUAAUUCAAAAGUUAAACAGUUGUUCGCAUAUCUAAAAGAGUGUGAUCAAGACUAUCAUCCAGAAUUUAUUAAUGAAUACCAACAAGUUAAAUGCAUAAAGAUAGCUGUACAUAUCGCUGGGCAUUCUGAUCCCAUUGGGCGAACAAUUGAUGAAGAACAAUUUUCGAAAGUAGAUGAACGAGUUAAUGGUGAAUUACGUUCAUAUAAAAGACGCCAUUUUCGACAAUCAUUAUCAGUUUAA